AUGAGAAAGGGGAAAAAGAGGAGAGAAAGAGGGAGGAGGAGGGCAGAAGAGGGAGUGAGGAGGAUGAGAAGGAGGGAAAUGAGGGAUGAGAAGAGAGAGAAAGAGAGAGGGAGGAGAGGAAAGAGAGGAAAAGGAAGAGGGAGUGAGGAGGAGGAGAAGGAGGGAAGGGAGGGAGGAGGAAGGAGAGAGAGAGAGAGGGAGGAGAGGAAAGAGAGGAAAAGGGUGAGGCGAGGGGGAGGAAGAAAGGAGAAGGAAGGAAGAGGAGAAGAGAAAGAGAGGGGGAAGAAGGGAGGGGGAGGGAGGGAGGGAGAGGAGGGGGAAGGGGAGGGGGGGGAGAAAAGGGAGGAAAGGAAGGAGAAAAAAAGGAGAAGGUGGAGGGAGGGAGGAGAGGAAGAAGAGGGAGAGGGGGAGGAGGGGGGACAGAGGGAGAGAAGGAGGGAGAGAGAGGAAGGGGGUGAGAAGGAGGGGGAAGAGGAGAAGGAGGGAGGAGGAGGGAAGGGAAGGGGAAGGGAGAGGUGGGGAGUGGGGAUAAGGAGGAUGGAGAAAGAGAAGGGGGAGGGAAGGAAGAGGAGGGGAGAGGGAUUUCAAACACAAUGUAUUCGAAAUUUCAAAUUUUUCAAAUUUUAA
Molecule: messenger RNA, 627 nt
Organism: Capsicum annuum
Lineage: Eukaryota; Viridiplantae; Streptophyta; Magnoliopsida; Solanales; Solanaceae
Product: octapeptide-repeat protein T2-like
Exons: 2
Coding region: 1-627 (208 amino acids)
Source: RefSeq, a predicted model, not a curated record